Nestor notabilis (Kea) is the source of this 858-nucleotide messenger RNA. RefSeq names its product G2/mitotic-specific cyclin-B1-like. NCBI's taxonomy places the organism in Eukaryota, Metazoa, Chordata, Aves, Psittaciformes, Psittacidae. Gene Ontology annotation, cellular component: cytoplasm; mitochondrial matrix; nucleus. The transcript is spliced from 6 exons. The coding region runs from base 154 to 858 and encodes 234 amino acids. Gene Ontology annotation, biological process: mitotic metaphase chromosome alignment; mitotic cell cycle phase transition; regulation of cyclin-dependent protein serine/threonine kinase activity. The record is from RefSeq and is a predicted model, not a curated record. Gene Ontology annotation, molecular function: cyclin-dependent protein serine/threonine kinase regulator activity.
UUGCUUCAAGUGGAAAAUGUAGUUGCUGAAGAUCAUGAAGGCCUAAACAUCUGCCAUGACUACGUGAAUGACAUCUACAACUAUCUGAGAGAGCUUGAGGCAAACCAACCUGUCAGACCCAAAUACCUGGCUGGACGAGAAAUCAAUGGGAAAAUGCGUGCCAUACUAAUAGACUGGCUUGUGCAAGUACAGAUGAAGUUCAGACUCCUGCAGGACACCUUGUACCUGUCAGUUGCCAUAAUAGAUUGCUUCCUGCAGGGCAAUGCUGUUUCCAAGGAGAUGUUGCAGCUGGUUGGUGUAACAGCUAUGUUAAUUGCCAGCAAAUAUGAAGAGAUGCAUCCCCCACGUGUUGCAGACUUUGUCUAUAUAACUGGUGGCACUUAUACAAACAGCCAAAUCUGUGAGAUGGAGAUUAAGAUCCUGCAAGCCCUGGACUUUCAUCUGAGUCGUCCCCUAGCUUCGCAGUUCCUACGGAUGGCAUCAGAGGUUGCAGAGGUGGACAUGAAACAGCAUGUUCUGGCCAAAUACCUGAUGGAGUUGUCCAUUGUGGACUAUGAUAUGGUUCAUUUCCCUCCAUCCAAGACUGCAGCAGCUGCUUCCUGUUUGUCUCUGAAACUCCUCAAUGGACGUGAGUGGACACGAACUCUACAACGCUACACAUCUUAUACUGAGAAUGACCUCCUCCCAGUUAUGCAGCACAUAGCAAAGAAUCUAUUUCUUGUGAACAGGGGCAUCGCCAAGGAGACGGCAACCAAGAACAAAUACGCUAGCCGUAAAAAUGCCAAGAUAAGCACCAUUGAACAGCUGAACUCGCCUAUCAUCUGGAAUCUAGCCCGGUCUCUGGCUAAAAAGUUUUAA